Messenger RNA from Temnothorax curvispinosus, 2025 nucleotides. It is a transcript of the gene Zasp66, whose product is annotated as PDZ and LIM domain protein 3. Lineage: Eukaryota; Metazoa; Arthropoda; Insecta; Hymenoptera; Formicidae. Gene Ontology annotation, cellular component: filamentous actin; Z disc; stress fiber. Gene Ontology annotation, molecular function: muscle alpha-actinin binding; actin binding. The record is from RefSeq and is a predicted model, not a curated record. The coding region runs from base 276 to 1244 and encodes 322 amino acids. Gene Ontology annotation, biological process: muscle structure development; actin cytoskeleton organization. The transcript is spliced from 7 exons.
AGUGCUACAGCUGCAGCUGCUAUCUCAGUAGUAAACCAGAGAGCGACCACACGAUCCGGGAGACCCAUCGCUCGCGUCUAUUCGCGCGAGGUCUUCCCUUCUUCCGAGAGAAUCGGUCCCUUUUUCCUCUUGUGAAACUUACUCUUUUUUUUAUUUCUCUCCCAUCGUUUCGCCCACCGUAGUGCAUCUCGCAAUUUGAUCAGGUGCUUGUGUCGUGGCUGUUUUUGUUGUUGUGUUGUUGUUGGUGGUGGUGCUGACUGAACCGAGUCUGGAGCAUGACGAGGAGGCACACGGUGAUCGUGAAACUCAGGAGAUCCAGCACCGGCAGGCCAUGGGGCAUAAGAAUCGCCGGAGGCGCCGAUCUCGGCACGCCGAUCGUUGUCACCCGCUCGGAGAACGAGGCGCUCCAGAGGGGUGACAUGAUCAAGAAGAUCGACGAUUACGACGCGCGCGACGUGAGGCAUGUAGACGCGCAGAAUCUCCUCCAAAACUCCGAAACCAUAAAGCUAGUCGUCGAAAGGUCUGAGCCGUCGAGUGCCGCAAGAAUAUCAUCACGUACAUCAACCACCGACACUACCAUCACCGCGUCACCAUCACCACCCAUGAUUUUCAGGCCGAUCGUUCGCAACGGGGCUGCGGCCACUAGUCUGUACAAACAACCAAAAGAACAUCCGCAAGAAUUACCGAAGAGUCCAGUGCCGCCGCCCUCGGUUGAGGAGUACAGGUCAACGCCAACUCCGGAAUACGGUCUUCGCAGGACGAUCGUUUUGCCGCACGAACACCUCGACGAGAUCCGCGAGGAAAGGGUUCACCUGUCGCAGCCCUACCGUACGACUCCUCUGGUCUUGCCAGGUGCCAAGGUCAAGAAGGAUGCCCAUCUCGGCGAAUGCUAUCUGCGACAUCAUCCGAAUCCGUGGAUCAGGGCGGCACCCCAUCAUUACGAGCCGGCUCAUCCCGAAGUCGCUAUGAAGCAAAAGGUGGCGGAAACGGUACUUCAGCGUGUCGUGGGACCGAAUGAAGUUCCAAAGAUUGUCCACAAGCAAUUCAACUCGCCGAUCGGACUCUAUUCGGAUCAGAACAUCGCUGACACUAUCAAGUGCCAAGCGUCUGCUAUACCCAUUUUCAUAGACUUUUCCUUCCUGAAACAGAAACAGGAAAUACAGGAGCAAGCGAGAGUCUUGAAAGAGCAGGCCAAGGCCGCCUCGUCGAAGAACGUGUGGCCGCAAUUCAAUAGACCAAAUUAAAAAAAAAUUGUCGAGAGACGUUCGAGACGUUUUCCGAUGCUUCUCGCACGUCGGAUCUACGACGGCAGAGUUUGCCCGGUUUUCACGUGAAUCAUUGGACACGUUCCCUUGUUAUUAAAGUAUACAGUUAUAAAGUAUACAGCAAAUUAUGCAUUCGUGAUUGUUAGGCUUGGAAAAACGGAUUUAGAUUAUUAACGGAAUUUGUUAUACAGUUUAAUGAGAAAAGUUCAUAUAUAUUUUUAAAACAAAUAUGAAAAUUGCGAUUAUCAAAAUUAUCAAGAAAUAAUUAUCACAAGUCGAUAGAAAUAUUUUGGGUAUUCAUUAAACUUAUUGUACAAUUUGAUAAUCCGUCACGUCAUUAAAAUCCUACAUUUAAAUUAUUUCAAACGCCACAAGUCUUUUAUUGGUUUCUAUUAACAUUUUAAUUAAAUACAAUUCAACGUGGAUAAUUAAAUUAAUUUAGACGAUUAGUUUAAUUGCCGAUGGAGUUUAACACAGAGAACGUGGUCACUGAAUAUGCGAAUCCCUCGAAAUGAUUGUGCGAAUAUUAUUUCGGGUUAGUUUGCCGUUCAUAUUACAUAGUAGAAAUCGUAGAACAUGAAUUAUUAAUUUACGAAAUUGCAAAUUUCGCGAGUCCGUGCAAAAAAAGCUUUUCCUUCAGCAGUAAAUUCUUGCAUGCAACAAAGUAGUGAAUAAUCAAUAAUGAAUAUAGUAGUUGAGAAUAUGUGAGAAUAUCUAUACUAACUUCGUCGUUUCUUUAACGAGUGUUCGUAUGCUUGUA